AUGCCCAAGCGUAAGCGUGUUACGCGUAAAAAGCAAACAGCAGCUAAAGGCAGCCAAAAAACUGAAGCACUAAAGCACAGCGAGCCCACCAAUGAGAGCGAUGAGCUGCCAUUGCCCAUUAGUUUUUCAUUCGAGUCCAUGGCAACGCCGCCGUUGCCAAGUCUUGCUCAAGAUGUUGAGUUAAAUACACCAAAGCAUGAACUUACCUUUGACUUUAAGCUGGAAAAUGUUGCAGCAGCUAAUGAGCCAAAACAUGAAGUAGAAGCAUUGGAUGAACUUGAUGAAAUACUGCAGCUUAUAACAACAACAACUGAGGAGCAGCAGCAAGCAACAAGUGCAAUUGAUAUUAAAGAUGAUGUUAUAGACGCAGUUAUAGCUGAUGUUAUGCAAAUUGUUAGUCCAGCGAAUUCAAGCGAAGAGCUGGCAGCGCUCAUAGAAGAGCCACAAGCAACAGAACUUAACGCUCAGAACUUAUAUGCAUCAAGUACAGAAACUGAUAUAUCCAACUCGGACUCGGAUGCUGAGCAUUUCAGCAUUAGCGAUGCCUACCCAUUGCCACCGUUAAAAGUAUACUGUGCUACUGCAGCAAAAUCCUGGGCUCACGAAAUGGCACAGGACUCGGAGCCAGAGCUAGGCAACAACUAUUCGCCCGUGAGCAUUAGAAAUCAUGAUGACAGCUCAACAGACUCGGAACCGUCAGCCAGCUGCAAAAAAGCCAAACAAGCUCAACUAGGCAGCAAAUCGGUAAAUACAUUGAUGGCUCAACAACAGCCGCUGGCAUUCAUAGCAAGUGCCAUGCAGGGCUUUGAUGCAGCAAUGCAGUCCACAGUGCAUGCCACCAAAGCCAGCACAGAUGAGAGCGCCAGCAGCAGCAGAAGCAGCAGCAGCAGCAGCAGCAAUGAAACUGACAACGUUGGCACGCCAAAGCAAAAGGCGACAGCUGAAACAAAAGCAACAAGCUCACCAAAAGUGGAAACAGUGCCACUCGAAACUAACGCGCAAACUAAUACAAAUGCCAAGGAUAGCGAAAGCGAUGAUUCGAAUUGGCAGCGUCAAUGCAGCUCAAAGCCUGCGCCUAGAGCAAACCAAGCUGGACGUGAUUUCUACGAGGAUGUUGGCUCCAGCGAUGAUGAAUGGCUGCGCAGCGAUGACAACAUCAAGGAGCUGCGCAGCACGCAUUUGCUGGAUGAUUAUGAAAAGGUUUUCGAGCAGCUGCGCCAGCUUAUUGAACAGCUGCCCAAUCGCUUUAAGUACGAGGCGCAUGGUCUUAUGUUUCCGCUGCUGGCGCUUGUCUAUUUGAAGCUCAUAGCUGUGGGCAGAUAUCGCAAGGGCAAAACAUUUGUCGAAAGCGCAAUGCGUUAUAUGGGCAACGCCUAUAGUGGGCGUGUCGAUAAGCUGCUGAGCAUGCAAACGCUCGAUGACAUACCCAAGCAGGCGCGCAAGCUGCUGGUGGCCAGUGAGGAGCGCAUUGUGGUUAAGCUCUACGAGGACUGCUUAAGCAUAUUGGUAAUACAUAUGCGCACUUGGCCCAAACGCUUGCAAACUGUAUGGCUAAAGCACUUUGAGCUGCAGCUAGCGCCGCAGCCCGCCGCGCCUUGUCAGCUGCCAACUGUGGGCAGCACGCUGCUGGAGAAAGUCUUCUGGGGCACCACAGAGACUGCGGCCGAAGUUAGUGUUAGCAGUCCGCAGGCUAGAAAACGCAAACGCGCGCGCAAGCUGAAGCCAUCGCCGACGCGUCAGACUAAUAUGCCCAGCGGCAAUCGUCUGUAUACGCCGCUGCUGCGACGCUGGGAGCUGGAGCGGCAGAAGGAAGACGAGGAGCGCCGUGUGCCGCUCAAUCGCGAGCAGCUGCCUUCGGUUUAUCUGUACACAGCCAGUGCCAGCAGCAUGGAAACUGUUGUCUGCGCCAGCUUCUCCAACAAGUGCAGCAUUCUGUGCCUCGGCACUGUCGCCUCGGCCAUACACAUUUAUUCGCUAACAGCCUGCAAGCUGCUGCAGCUUAAGCCAGCGAGUUGUCUCAAGCACUUGGAGCCGGGCUUCAGCGGCAUCGACGACAAUAUGAUGGAUGCCAGCAGCCGCAAGCUGCGACGCACUCUCUAUGGCCAUCAGGCUGCUGUUUAUGGCUGCGUCUUUGCGCCCAACGAUCGCUUUUUGUUAUCCUGCUCGCAGGAUCGCACUGUGCGUUGCUGGUGUUUGCUCUCCUGGAGCUGUAUCGUCAUUUAUCCGGGACAUGCCUCCGCCAUUUAUGGCAUUGUCUAUGCGCCGCUGGGCUAUUACUUUGCCACAGUCUCCGAUGAUCGCACAGCACGCGUCUGGGCGCAGGACAAUAAGAAGUCGCUUUGCAUAUUGGUGGGUCAUCUGGCUGAAGUUAUCUGCUGCAAGUUUCAUCCCAACAGACACUACUUGGCUACAGGCUCUGCGGAUUGCACGGUGCGACUUUGGGACAUUAUUAAGGCUAUACAAGUGCGCAUUUUUAGCGGCCAUCGAGAUGCUGUCAAUGCUUUGGCCUUCUCCGGCUGUGGCCGCUAUUUAGUCUCUGGCGGCGAUGAUCAUUUUGUGCUGGUGCAUGACUUGGAGAAACAGGCGCUAGUGCGUGCCUUGGCGCAUCAUACGGGCAGCAUCAAUUGCAUUGAAUUUGCACAGGAUAAUAAAAUAUUCUUGGUCGGCGGACAGGACUGUCUGCUGUCGCUUUGGGACUUUGAGCGCCUCACAAGCGAAUAUAAGCCAGAUCAGCUGAAGACUGAAACUGAAACGCAAUGCAGUGACGAUAUAUUGAUUAAUUCUUAUGCCAGCAAGGCUACACCUUUCUAUGCGCUGCGCGUCACAGCCCGAAAUUUGGUUAUGGGAGUUUGUGUGCGCUCAGCCAAUGAGGAAAGCGAGCAGUCUAAGCAGCAAGCUGAAGCGGCAGUCAAGUAUGGCGAAUGGCUAGAAUUUUUGGAUAUACUAAUACUUAAAGCUUGCUGUCCCAAGAUGAGCAAAAGUGACAGCGAGCAGCAAACCGAAUUUGAGUCUCAUGAGCUGAUGAAAUUAGCUGAAGACACAUGUGAAGAUAAAACAGAAUCUAAAAUGGGUGACGAGCUCAAACUAGAUGACACUGAAGACAGUCAUCAAAUGCAGCAACACAAAGAAAAAGAUGAGAUAAAUAAACAGAAGGAAAAAAAGCAACCUUUAGGAGAAGAUGCUCCAACAGUAUUAGAUUCAUCUAGAAUUGCAAUUGAAAUGAAAGAAUUUAUGGAUGAGCUUGGGGACCAAGAAAACUCAGAUGAAGGGGAGGAAGAAGAAGAUAGUGAUGAGCUAAAUGUCCACCAAAACGAAGAUAUAAAGGAGCAAUUCGAAUCAGAAGAAAGUAUGACAGAAGCAGAAGAAGAAACAAAUGAACUGGAUGACCAACAAAGCCAAAAUGAAUGGGAGGAAGAAGAAGAAUAUGCUGAUGAACUGGAUGGCCAACAAACAGAAGAUAUAGAAGAGCAAUUCGAAUCAGAAGAAAGUAUGACAGAAGCAGAAGAAGAAACAAAUGAACUGGAUGACCAACAAAGCCAAAAUGAAUGGGAGGAAGAAGAAGAAUAUGCUGAUGAACUGGAUGGCCAACAAACAGAAGAUAUAGAAGAGCAAUUCGAAUCAGAAGAAAGUAUGACAGAAGUAGAAGAAGAAAUAUAUGAAUUGGAUGACCAACAAAGUCAAAAUGAGUGGGAAGAAGAAGAAGACUAUGUUGAUGAACUGGAUGGCCAACAAAACGAAGAUAUAAAGGAGCAAUUCGAGUCAGAAGAUAGUAUGACAGAAGCAGAAGAAGAAUCAGAUGAACUGGAUGAGCAACAACACCAAAAUGAAGGGGAGGACGAGGAUUUCGAGUCAGAAGAAAGUAUGACAGAUGCAGAAGAUGAAAAGAAUGAACUGAAUACCCAACAAAACCAUGAUGAAGAGGACCAAUUUAAGUCAGAAGAACCUAAUAAUAGGGUUGGUGAGGGGCAACAGAAUUCUGAAAUGUUAUCAAACAAAAUUGAACAAGAGAUAAAAGAAAAAAUAGAAAAGUCAAACCGCUUAGAAAACAAGAUAAAGAUGAAAUUGAUGAGCAGGCCCCAAAAGACGACACAAGCAAUGAAGAAGAAGCAGCUAUAGAGUAAUACUUAAUCUACUAUAUCUUUGACUGAUUUCCAAG
Messenger RNA from Drosophila busckii, 4156 nucleotides. RefSeq lists its product as uncharacterized. NCBI's taxonomy places the organism in Eukaryota, Metazoa, Arthropoda, Insecta, Diptera, Drosophilidae. The coding region runs from base 1 to 4116 and encodes 1371 amino acids. The record is from RefSeq and is a predicted model, not a curated record. The transcript is spliced from 5 exons. Gene Ontology annotation, molecular function: RNA polymerase II general transcription initiation factor activity; protein binding.